This is a messenger RNA of Oryza brachyantha (malo sina), 385 nucleotides long. Its product is annotated as cytochrome c oxidase subunit 6b-2-like. Gene Ontology annotation, cellular component: respiratory chain complex IV; mitochondrion. The record is from RefSeq and is a predicted model, not a curated record. The transcript is spliced from 4 exons. Bases 27 to 293 code for a protein of 88 amino acids. NCBI's taxonomy places the organism in Eukaryota, Viridiplantae, Streptophyta, Magnoliopsida, Poales, Poaceae.
CAACGAACGAGGCAAAAAUCGUCGCCAUGGCUACCGGCGCCGCCCCUUCCACGGGCGACAAACCAACCAUCAAGGUGGAAACGACGCCGGGAGACUGGCGGUUCCCGUCGGCCAACCAGACCAAGCGCUGCUUCACGUGCUACAUCGAGUACAACAAGUGCAUAGAAGCCAAGGGGGAAGGGUCCGACGAGUGCACCAAGUACGCCAAAUGCUACAGGUCCCUCUGCCCCGGGGAAUGGAUCGAGAGAUGGAAGGAGCAGAGGGCAAACGGGACUUUCGCCGGGCCUCUCUGAACAAGGCGACAGCGACUGAUCGAUCGGCCGUAUAUAUCUCUACAUAUAUCGGCUACAGCUAAUAAUACCAUUAAUCAAUCUUGUAUGGUCGU